Molecule: messenger RNA, 4434 nt
Organism: Penicillium paradoxum
Lineage: Eukaryota; Fungi; Ascomycota; Eurotiomycetes; Eurotiales; Aspergillaceae
Exons: 5
Coding region: 1-4434 (1477 amino acids)
Biological process (GO): regulation of transcription by RNA polymerase II
Cellular component (GO): mediator complex
Molecular function (GO): transcription coregulator activity
Source: RefSeq, a predicted model, not a curated record
AUGGACUUCCCUGGGGGCGCAAACACCAACAUACAUCUUAUUGAUGGAUUCUCCAACAUUUAUUGGAGGAUAUACACAGAAGAAGCUGGUAUCACAAAUAAUCCACAAGAGGGUCCUGCUAAUGGGUACACCAUUCUCAAGCAUUUAAGUCGCCUCAAAGAUUUGGAGGCUCGACUGAGGAUUCUGAAUUGCCUAGCAUCAUGUCCAAGGCGCUUGGGGCUUUGGGUGUUCUCGCCCACCCCUGAUUUUGAAAGCCUGCAACCUUUGUAUGUGAGGGGGGCUGACGCAGAGUCAAAUAAAAUCGUUGUCGGCACAACAACUUUGAAAGUCUCUGCGAUGGGAAGUGUCUCCUCGCUGGACUUGGUAAAAGGUUUGUCGUCCGACAACCAGAGUCAGCACGGUACCCAACCCGCGGGGCAGCCACGCCCGAAUCAGGGUCAACAGUCAUCUCGGCGUCAAGAUGGCUACAGCAGUUCAGCAGCCAUAUAUGCCUCUUUUAUAUCUGCAGUCACGGGUGCAAUCGGUAUACAGUUGAUCCGGUGUCACGGCGCUCUACCGCUCGGAUCGCGCACUCUUUUCACUGCAGUCGAAAGGCUGGGAUACGAAAGUCCCCUCAUCAACAAUGACAGCAUCCUAUCUACCUCAUGUUUAACCACACUCAACGUCCAGUUGACUAUGGGUGGAGUAAUAACUGUCUCCGCCCAGACUAUAUCCCAAACAGGGAUUAUGCGACUGUCUAGCCCGCGAGAUGAUAAUACCGAAAUACUCAACGUACAACCUGGAAUCGAUCUUUGGCUAUCUCCUAAUGGAACCAUUGCUAGGCUUGUCACGGCUAAUAUUGACUCGCCAACUGUUCCCUCUCCUGGUUACUCCGUCCCUGGCAAUGUGACAGCAAAAAGAACACAGUGGAAAUUGGAUGUUGUGCAGUGGAUGCGGAAUUUCGGGUUACAUAUCGGUUCGCUUGAUGAUGAGCCCUGGGUUGAAGUCGAGGUUUGGGAGCCAUUUUUCGCGAGGCUUGCCGGAGAAGCAUGGCGACAGAGUGAAGAUAGUCAAUCUGCACUACCACUAAAACGCAUGCUGUGGCCAGCGAGAUUUUGCUUCAGGAGAGCUAGCUCAUCAAACUACUCUUCUGAGGCUCAAACUUCCCUUCCCGACGAACCCCUAGAUUUUGCAGAGCAAUGGUCUACCAUCACGAGCUCUCUCAAGCUAGAUCAUACUACCCAUCUUACUCAGAAUACCCCUAUCACCCAAGACGCUCAACCAAAGGACCACGACAUGCUAUCGUCACCCAAGGUCGAAAUCCUGGAAAGCAUAGAGAGCUUAUCCCGCCUCGCGCAGUAUCCUGAUUUACAGAGUACGAAUCUCGUGUACCCUACUCCCCCAGAUGGAGCUGCAGUAAUCGGGUUGAACAACGCAAAUACUUCCGAGGCUUUUACUGAAGAUUCCAAUUUCGGACUAUCCCACGCAGCCCAACAGAGUUCAAGGAUAGCUGCACCGGGGUCUGAUGGCUCACCCGUUCAAGAUAACGGUUUUGGUAUUGGCACUGGUCGAUAUGAUGCAAGUGACGAAGAAGAUCUCUUCGGGGAAAUGAAUGAAAGGGAUUUCGGAUCGAAAGGCAUCACUGACGCAGACUUCAGCUUUUUUGAUGACCCUGAUUUUGGAGAAAUGGGCGAUGAACCCCUUGUAGAGGAUGCAGGUGGAUUUCUUGAAGCUCCUCAUCCUCACAGCGACUUAGAGGCAGAGGCCAUUAUUGACGAAAACUCAUACUCUAAGCAGCCACCCGCAGUCACGCCCCAUGUCGAAACAUGUGAAAUAGCUGCUUCUCCGGUAAAGGACGAAGGCCCUGCAUUUCCCGACGAGCCCAUGGUUCCCGAGGAACCAGUCCAUUCACCUACAAGUCGGGAAGGUCAAACAAUCAGUCCACCUUUGAGCCCAGUAGAAGUGAAAAAGAUAUUGUUCCCGGGGCCCGAGGCAGAGGAUCAUCAACAAACUACGGAGAACCGGGGACCAGGUCAUUAUAAUCCAGUGGCCUUUGAAAGAAAACUUGGUGAUUGGGACCAGAAGUAUGGAGCAGCUGGGAAAUUCUGGUUUUCUAACGGCGGUCCCUUGGAAAUGUUAGAUCAGACAUCUGCCAUACCCACGAUUGGUAUUCCUCACCGUGACCGAACUGGCACCAGUGUACACGGUUCCGUGAAAGAACGCAGCAGGGUCAAUUUACCUCUCAUGCAGUCAGAGAAUGGUCUAAGAUCAGCCUCGGUGAGCAGCGACAGCAGUGACGACAGUAUCGAGAUCAUCUCGGAGCAUGUUUCAACGCCAGCAGGUGUGCCCUCAAUGCCCUCUUUGAAGCGGAAACGGGCGCCUUCGGAACCUGAUUUGUUGUCCAUUGCUUCCCCAGAAAAGACUUUGCCCAGCAUAGAAGCAGGUCCUACAUACACAGCAGAGAAUUCUAUCUUCCUCGGCAACUUCUUAUCCAAUUUCUCUGAUUGGACCUUGACAGGUUACUUCUCUGCAUUUCCCCCUCAACAACUCCCGAUACUUGUUCGACGUGAAGCCCAACUUGAGAUUGCGCAGGUUUUGGUUGAUCAAAUAACACAGUCGUCUCUCAAACAUCCACUUGAUGGGCAAAUUGGUCUUUUUGAUCUCGAAAGCCAGUCUCUGCCACUACAAACUCUCGACGACCCAAGCAUUCUUGGGGAAGUCUCAAAGAUGGACUUCAGAGCAUACACAUCAUUGCAGGAUGAAUUUGUUGUGAAUCAACAGCAGCCAUCGCAACCUUCGCCAGCACCCAGAGACACCUCAAAAAGCUUCAUUUCCAGGUUAUCCCCGCCCUAUGUACGUGUGCGUCGAGGCAAAGAAUAUCUAGAGGCGCUUCCCCCCGCUAUAUCAUUUUGGGAGACGUUCGGUCUUGAGCCUGCUCAUGGACCCAAGAACAUUUCUGCUUAUUGUAUUCACCCACAGGCUGCGUCAAAUGCAGCGGAUGUUUUCUUAAGACGGCUUGGUCUUCUCUAUCAAAGCUGCAAUCUGGGUUCUCAUAAUCGAGGAGAAAAUUGCCUAUCAUUCGAAAGGGGGCUGAAGACAUGGCAAACUGAAACAUCUAGUUAUGAAUCUAUGAUGCGUGUAUUAAAGAGAACUUGUGAAGAGCUUGCAUCAGAGCUCUCACAGUCCCCGGCGAGUGCCGAUAACUGUGUUGUUUAUAUCAUCAACCCUUUCACACACGCUGCAGCAUUGGCAGACAUUUGUUCCGCCUUCUGGCAUCUUUUUCAACAAUUGGUUGCCGACUCUGAACGACGACAGACUCGAAGUGUCGGUGAGCUUGUUUUACAAAUAAUCCCGCUAGAGUUUGUCAUGUCGAGCGAAACGAUGGUUGUACCUCCUCAGGCAGAGUAUUUGAACCUGGCCCUAGAAGUUUACGGUCGAUGUCGCCCAAAAGAUGCGGACAUGAGCCCUCUGCUCUGCGCGCCACCGAUUCUUCUUGCCGACACUCUUCCAAGAGCGAUCAGUUUCCGUCUUGCGCCUGAAAGAUCCUCGCCGCUUCAGGAAGGACGAAGUCUUCAUAUUGCUUUCUCCAAAAGUCUGGACCAACGCUGGAUAUCAGUGGCAUGGUCUGAUGUACCAGGCUCUAUCCAAAGGAGCAUGUCCUACUGUCUACGGUAUCGUCAGUCUAGUGGUGUCAGGCCACUUAACGAGGUGAGGAAUGAGAUAUGGGCCACGACAAAACACAUCAUGGAUAGAUUUCAAGCCCGAUGGAAAAUUCAGCUGGCAACUACCGAUCAUAUGGAACCUGAUGAGGUCGAAGCAUGGGCUGGUCUAGCAGAGCAACACAACAAAUCAAGACCUGGGUCCUUGGAAUUGACCAUUCUGGCUGUCAAUACCAUCCCCGACCUGAUCCUUGAACCCCCAAUCCCACCAAUAUCGACCGCCAUGCUGAACAUACUGUCUUCUUCUACUCCUGUCACAACCCCCAAUGCGACUACCAGCGUUGCAUCCCCUGAACAAUCCGGCAAUGCAGCCACGCCGACCAGCGCCGGCCCUGCCGCUUACAGUGCCCCUACGCCAACAGAAAUGUCACUCGAAACAGAUUCAGAAGCUGUCCUCACUGAUAUCUGCGACGAUUCUUGGCUAGCCAUUUUAUCACACCGACUCAACAGCUCCCCGCACCUCACCGAAUUCCGACCCGCUCUCUGCAGCGGGUAUCUCCUCCGCCGUAAGGGUGCUACUGAUGGCGACGGCGUACUCGCCAUCUCUGUAAACCUCAUCUAUUCCCCACGUCCUGCCGCAGUCCACGAUAAUGUCCUGAAGGAUACAUUGAGUAUGUAUCGGGAUCUGGGCUGUCUUGCACGGUCCAAGGGCAUACGCAGUGUACAAAACAACACACUUCCUUGGCAUAUCGCCACAGCUCUCCGUGCACAAGAGCUUCUGAGUUAUGUUUUUUGA